AUGGAGAUGCUGAACUUGAAGCCUUCGUUUGCCAAGAAGCUGAACCGAGAAGGGUUUAGAUCCAUGCACUUGGCGGUGAGAAACGGGAAGACCAAGCUGGUGCACCUACUGUUGAAGGCCGUUAAAGAUCUCGCUCGUGUCAAAGGAUGGAAAGGGAUGAUUCCUUUCCAUCACGCUGCUACAACUGGAAACUCUAAGCUUUUGUUCGAGUUUCUCGAGGCUUGCCCCGAAAGCAUCGAAGACGAUACUAUCCGAGGCGAGACUGCUUUACAUCUCUCUCUGAAACACGACGACGUCGAAGCUUUUAAGCUUCAAUUGGGAUGGCUUCAAAGGAGCAGAACUGAAACGAUGUCAGAUUCUUACAUUUUGUUGGAUGUAAAAGCUAAGAACUGGGAAGAUUCGACGGCUCUAGAAGUCAUUCAAAAGGUCCAAGGACGUGGAGACAAUAAGAUCACCGUGACCGACGACGAUGAUUCCAAGAUUAAACGGUUAAAAAGAAAAUUAACCCUUUCGAGAGAUGUCGUGUAG
Messenger RNA from Hibiscus syriacus, 528 nucleotides. RefSeq names its product ankyrin repeat-containing protein BDA1-like. Gene Ontology annotation, molecular function: protein binding. NCBI's taxonomy places the organism in Eukaryota, Viridiplantae, Streptophyta, Magnoliopsida, Malvales, Malvaceae. The record is from RefSeq and is a predicted model, not a curated record. The coding region runs from base 1 to 528 and encodes 175 amino acids. The transcript is spliced from 2 exons.